Paramecium pentaurelia is the source of this 883-nucleotide messenger RNA. NCBI's taxonomy places the organism in Eukaryota, Ciliophora, Oligohymenophorea, Peniculida, Parameciidae. The record is from the annotation of a GenBank genome assembly.
UAUGCCUAUUGUAUAAGGAAAAGCAAAAUUGUGGCAUCCAACAUAAGAAGAAUAAGUAGAUUAAUAUUAAAUAUUAAAAUAGGAUGCAUAUGAUGAUAAAAUGAUUGCCAACAUUGAAUUGAAAUCAUUAGAUUUUGAUGAUGAAAACUUUUCUCCUGUCUUUAAUAGAAGUAAAAAAGAAUUCUUCUUAUAGGCAAGUGAAAGAUAUAAGAAAGAUUUAUCUAAAGUAAUUAUAAAUAUUAAAAAAUUAAAUAGUUAGCCAGACCAUUUUAAUCAUAUACAUGCGAAGAGUUUGUUAAUAAAUACAUUUUCAUUAAACCAAAUCACACUUAUUGGAGAGAAUGGACAGUUACUAAAUGGAUGUCAGGAUUUGGUUUGGGAUAUUUGGUUUUAAGAGAAGUAUAAAAAUAAUUUGAAUUUAGUUACCACUACGUAAUUUUUAUGCAAGAGUUUUUGUUAUGUGGAUCUUCUUAGCAAAAUUAAGUGAUCACUUUACUUCAAUUCUACCAUAUCAUGGUAAAAUAGUGAUAUCUACAUAAUCUGAUAGAUUUACUAAGUAUAUAAUAAAUAAAUAUCUUAUAGUAAAGAUAUCAAUCAAUAUCAUAAUGUUUGUAGUGCAUUAAACUUUUUAGAAAUGCCAACAUUUUAGAAUAGAAUUUCAGAAUCUCUUGCUUGGAGAGCUAAAUAACCAGCUCAUUUAUUAUAUAAUGAUACAAAUUGGUGUUUACAUAUUCUUAAAAAGUGGCAUGGUCGUCCAACACAUAUUGCUCAUUGGGUAUUCAUAUAAUUAUUAUAUAAUAGGAUGGUACAUUUAAUCAACCCUUAGAAAGAUUAGCAGAUCCAUAUCAUAAGGAUGCCCACUUUAUCCAUUGGAUUUGAGAGU